Messenger RNA from Otolemur garnettii (small-eared galago), 579 nucleotides. RefSeq names its product transmembrane protein 217 (gene TMEM217). The record is from RefSeq and is a predicted model, not a curated record. NCBI's taxonomy places the organism in Eukaryota, Metazoa, Chordata, Mammalia, Primates, Galagidae. The transcript has a single exon. Bases 1 to 579 code for a protein of 192 amino acids.
AUGAAGCAGCGGCGCUGGUGUGGGAUGACUGCCAAAAUGGGGACGGUGUUGUCAGGGGUUUUCAGCAUCAUGGCCACAAUUUUGUCCCUCAUUUUUGAAGAGAAGUACCUAAUGUUUGGCAACUGUACUGAGAAGGAACUGGAGACCAUGCAUACAAGUGAAAUAAUAAAUGAGUACAUCACAUGCUGGAGUUGGGGCAUCUUCCUUCUAACAUCUAUCAUCACCAUCAUCAUCAGCUGCUUCCUCCUGUACUCAGUGUAUGCCCGCAUCUACAAAGGUCUGCUCAUCUAUGGCAUCUGGAUCCUUUUCUUUGAAGCUAUCAACGUUGUCAUACAAGUGUUUACCAAUGUAGACUUCCCCUUUGAAGAGAUCAGAAUCAUGCGCUGGUUUGGCCUGGUGUCCCGGAUAUCCAUGCAUGGUUUCUGGAUGUUCUUUAUCAUCACCUACAUCCACAUAUCCUACAAAAAUAAUACCCAGGGUAAUAUAGUUUUCUACAACAGACGUCCUUCUAUAGUUACUGCCAACUUUUCACGGCGGAAAUCAAAGAUUAUAAACUUUGUCCACCACUAUAAACAUUAG